AUGCCCUCUUUUCCCCCUCUUCCUUUUUCUCACGUUCUUAUCUCCUUCCUCUCCUUUUUUACACCUUCUUUUCCCCACCUCCUUUUUCUACCUUUCUUACUGCCUUCCUUUCCUCUUUCACGCCCUCUUUCCCCCUCUUCCUUUUUCUCCCGUUCUUAUCUCCUUCCUCUUCUCUUUCACAUCUUCAUUUCCGCACUUCCUUUCUCUCACUUUCUUACUGCCUACCUUUCUUCUUUCACAAUCUCCUUUCCCCUCUUUCUCUUUCUUACCUCUUACAUUUCCUCUUUCACAGAUCUUUUUUCCAUUAUUUUCUCACCUCCCACUUUUCUUCUUUCACACCUUCUUUUCUCUUCCUUUUUCUCACGUUCUUAUCUCCUUCCUCUUCACUUUCACACCUUCUUUUCCCCACCUCCUUUCUCUCACUUUAUUACCUCCUACCUUUCCUCUUUCACACCCUCUUUUCUUCUCUUUCUCUUUCUCAUCUCUUACCUUUCUUCUUUCACAGAUCUAUUUUUUAUCAUUUCCUUACCUCCCACUUUUCCUCUUUCACACCCUCUUUUCUCCACCUUCCUCUUUCUUACCUGUGUUAUAUAG
Molecule: messenger RNA, 594 nt
Organism: Acanthosepion pharaonis
Lineage: Eukaryota; Metazoa; Mollusca; Cephalopoda; Sepiida; Sepiidae
Source: the annotation of a GenBank genome assembly